AUGGCCCAGCCUCGCAUUCAUUUUGAUGAUGCCAUUGAACCUGUGCGGUCGCAUGGUAGUGGUGGUGUCUACCCCUUACGGGACAGGGAAGCAACAGGAAUCGGCAGCAUUCGCUCCAGUAGUGCAGCAAGACGCCGCAAACAAGGAGAUUUUGAUGAGGAGGGAAACAAUGUCGAGGAGCGCGAUCUGAAGACAAAACAGGAAUUCUCUGGACUGAAGCUCCUGUGGCUUGCAUACCAGUCGACUGGGGUCAUAUAUGGCGAUAUCGGUACCAGCCCUCUAUAUGUGUUUUCUUCGACUUUCACAGCAGACCCCAGUUACGACGAUCUCCUCGGCGCGCUGUCCUUGAUCAUCUGGAGUCUUACUAUCAUGGUCAGCAUCAAGUACUGUCUCAUCAUCUUGCGAGCCGAUGACGAAGGCGAAGGCGGAACAUUUGCUCUCUUCACCCUCUUGUCGAGGUAUGCCAAUAUUGUCCGUCGUGAUCCCCGAGAAGAGCAGAGGAUAAGGAUGGAACGCCAUCUCACCGGAGAGCUUGGGAAAACGGCGCAAAAAGCUCGCAAUCUCAUGGAGCGGUCUCGAAUCAUGCAGUGGGCUUUGAAGGUUGUCGGCGUGUUUGGUGUGGCACUCGUCAUGUCGGACGGUGUCCUCACGCCUGCUCAAUCGGUUCUGGGUGCCAUCCAAGGUAUAGAAGUUGUGUCACCAAGCAUUACGAACUCCACCAUCGUUGGAGUUUCAUGCGCCAUACUCGUCGUCCUGUUCUUGAUACAGCCACUCGGAAUCACCAAGCUUGCGAGCACUUUCGCGCCUAUCGUCAUCAUCUGGCUCCUCUUUAACGCCUGCUUCGGGAUCUACAACCUUGCGAGGCAUGACGCUUCUGUCCUUAAGGCAUUUUCUCCAUACUUCGCCGGAUCUUAUCUCGUUCGACAUCGAACGGAGGGCUGGAAGAGUCUGGGUGGCAUUCUCCUGGCAUUCACAGGCUGCGAAGCCCUCUUCGCCGAUCUCGGAGCCUUUACACGGCGGGCUGUGCAGAUAUCGUGGCUUCUAUUCGCAUUUCCCUGCUUGCUGCUUGGAUAUAUUGGACAAGCCGCCUAUAUCUCUGAAGAUCCCACUGCCUGGACCAACCCAUUUUACAACACAGUGCCGCAUGGGUGCUUCUGGCCAUCACUUGUCAUCGCAAUACUUGCUGCUAUUGUCGCCAGCCAGGCGAUGAUCACGGCGGUGUUCCAGCUCUUAUCACAGAUCAUGAAACUAUCCUACUUCCCGCAAAUCAAAGCGGUGCACACCUCGAAGAUCUUCUACGGCCAAAUCUAUAUCCCGGCCGCAAAUUGGCUGCUUAUGAUUGGCACAGUUAUUGUGACGGCGGUCUACAAUAACACCACAAGCCUGGGACAUGCCUACGGCGUGUGCGUCAUCCUUGUGACAUUCAUGUCCACGUGCAUGGUUGCAAUUGUGGCUUUGAUUGUCUGGCGGGUGCCGGCCACGAUCGUUGGCUGCCUCUGGCUAAUCUUUGCUCUCUUCGAUGGGGCAUUCCUCUCCUCUGCGCUGACGAAGGUUCCUGAUGGCGCAUGGUUCACACUGGCACUUGCGGUGGUGCUGUCCUCCGUCUUCGUGCUGUGGAGAUUCGGCAAGGAGCAGCAGUGGCACGCCGAAGCAGCUGAUCGCUUCCCUCCAUCGCACAUGCUUUGUGCCACGGAGAGCACCAGCGCCCAGAGUCGUCAGUUGAAACUUUCACCCGCAUUUGGCGGAAAGGAAGUUACCCGUAUCGACGGAUUCGGCAUCUUUUUCGACAAGGCAGGUGCUCCCUCUACAACACCUACAGUCUUUAUCCACUUUCUUCAGAAGUUCCAUGCCGCCACAGACAUCAUUGUCUUUUUCCACCUUCGACCCUUAGAAAUUCCUACAGUGGCACCUGAAGAACGCUACGCGGUAACGCGAUGUUAUGUUGGAUGUGAGGGUAACAGCAAAGUUCCUAUUCAACAUUGCUAUCGGGUCAUCAUCCGUCACGGCUACAAUGACGAAGUGGUCACCGAAGACUUGGGACUUCUCCUCUUCGAACAGAUUCGCGACUUCAUCAUCCGUGACGGCGCAGGUGCCGACCUAGCCAAAAGGCUAGAGACGAGCGGCGACAAGGCCGCUGUGCUACAGGAGAAGAUUGUCGACUCGGCAAGACCAUCUUUGGAGGAUGUCGAGAUUGCAGAACGGCUGGCAGAGUUGCAACUUGCUUAUGCAAGCCAGGUGGUAUAUGUCAUUGGCAAGGAACAGUUGCGCAUCAAGCGGGGAACAAACUUGGCCAGGAGAGCCCUCCUGGAAUUGUUCUUGUGGAUCAGGGAGAACACCAGGUCCAAGGUGCAGGCGCUCAACGUUGCGAUAGACAAGCUUGUGGAGGUUGGGUUCGUGAAGGAAGUGUGA
Exophiala dermatitidis NIH/UT8656 is the source of this 2409-nucleotide messenger RNA. RefSeq names its product potassium uptake protein. Gene Ontology annotation, molecular function: potassium ion transmembrane transporter activity. Gene Ontology annotation, biological process: potassium ion transmembrane transport. Gene Ontology annotation, cellular component: membrane. The transcript is spliced from 2 exons. The record is from RefSeq and is a predicted model, not a curated record. The coding region runs from base 1 to 2409 and encodes 802 amino acids. NCBI's taxonomy places the organism in Eukaryota, Fungi, Ascomycota, Eurotiomycetes, Chaetothyriales, Herpotrichiellaceae.